AUGGCGCCUAUAGAAAGCAAAGUCUACCGCUUACGAGGUAUACCCGAGCACCUGGAUCGCCUUGGUGUGGCACAGCUUGUCAGCACAUUUAUCCCCGGUGGCGACUUGCGAGAUGUCAUUGUAACAUCUUUGGCUCUCAGCUGUGAAAUAUGGACCGUUUCGCGCUUCAAAGUGGCUACUCUGUCAUUUCAGAAGCUUCCCGAUGCUGUUAGUAAAGAUCCAACAGCAGGAGAGUGGCCGCUACGGGUGCUUGCUUUGGCUAAACCACUGCUCCUGGAUGAUACCUUUUUUGGACUAUCUCCUCUAAAUGACGUUCCGGAACAUCAACACAAGUAUGACUGCAUUGUCAUGUCGGGCCUUGCCAGCCAUCCUAUGGGCUCGUGGCAGCCUCAUGGAGACGACAAAUCGUUCAUGUGGAUUCGAGACACUCUGCCUCAUCUAGUACCCAACGUUAAGUUUAUUCUAUAUGGAUACGAUACAACGCUGGCUGGAAGCAAGUCAUUUCAAACAGUGUCCGAUAUCGCAUUAAGCUUCAUUCAUACUCUUCAGCAAGGAGGGUGGUCUUCAACAGGUCAAAGAGAACUGCUAUUCUUCGCUCAUAGCCUCGGAGGCAUCGUUCUAAAGGAGGCUUUCCGCAUGUUAGCUGACAGCGGAGUGAUGGAUGAAUUAAUCCUGACUCGCACAAAGGGAGUCAUCUUCUUUGGAGUUCCGAGCCAGGGUCUAGAUGUCUCCGAUCUCGAUAUCAUGUUGAAAGACCAACCAAACAGAGAUGCACUUGUAAAAGAAAUCUCGAAUGAAUCUCCAUUCAUCGACAUAUUAGAAGAGCAGUUUUCGGGUAUCUCACAUCUGCAAAAGAUUAAACUUCUCUGGGCAUAUGAAACCAAGACAACUCCCACAGUAAUGAUGACUAGCGGGAAAUACCAGAGAUCCGGACCUGGAAAAGUAUUCGUAUCUCCUCAGUCCGCAACUGGCCAACGAUAUACAACUGAACCGUCUUCAACGAUGCAAAUAAACGCAAAUCACUCUGACAUGGUCAAGUUCUCUCAAGGAAAUGAAGCAGUUGAUCGUAUUGCGUACAAGCUUCGAGACAUGCUUGAAAGCGACGUUGCGAACGUUCAAGAGAGACUAAACAACUCAGCUCCGGGAAGAAUAACAGCCUUGCAUGAGCAUAACCAAGGAGCUGAAAAAGUGAUGAAACCUGUUGAUAAUUCCCUCGAUCCAGAGUUUUGGGAUAUCUAUUCUAUUAUUGAGUCGAUUAAUGCUCCAGAACGCGAUCUUCGAUUAGAACAAAUCGACGUAGCAGUUAGACAUUCUUUUCAGUGGGCAUUUGAGAAGCCUUCGGUUGGGCUUACUCGCUGGCUUCAAAACGACGAGAAACUGUUUUGGAUAUCUGGGAAACCCGGAUCUGGAAAGUCCACAUUCAUCAAGUACCUACACACAAAUCCGCUUACCUUGAAAUACCUGCGCAACUGGUACCGCAGUUCCAAUUGUGUUCAAGCGACAUUCUUCUUCCACCAUCGUGGCACCGCAAUCCAAAAGUCGCUCGAAGGCCUUUACCGCGGAAUACUGAGCCAAGUUCUGGAGCAAGUUCCCCAGUCAUUAUUUAUGAUUCAGCCAAAUCUUUCACAAUCUUAUGCAGAACUUGUUCGCACCUACAAACUUGGAACUCUUUUUACCGAUUUGGAAGCUUUGGUCACUUCAUGUGAGAUUACUCAAGAUGAUGAAGUCUCGAGACAGCUACACAAUAUUUUGCUCUGUGAAAUGCCCCGCAAGGCUUUUCGUACGAUGGUUAUAGAGCCAAUGCAAGCCAGUGGUGCUAUUGAUGACGAUACAAAUGCUUUAGAACAAAUAUUUCAGCGCCGAGACCGCUUGCAGCGGACAUUCAGCUAUGCUUUCAACAUAGCCAACGCCAAUAACAAGGGAAAGAAAAACGCCUCUCCUAGCUUGGACCUUUACAUUUCCAAAACUUUGGUAUUCACCCAGGAUUUGACCGAUCAACAAAAGCGUGGCUUUGUGAGGGUUGACCUGUUAAUAUCCAAAAAAUCUGCCUACUCUACAAAUUUUACGCACACCACCAACAAACAAAACGUCUUUGCCACUUUGGACCUCUUCAUCUCGCAAACGCGAGUUUACACCACCGACAUAACCAUACAUGACAUUGGUAAUAUGCUUGCUGAGGUGGAGGUUUUUGCUUCGAAAAGCCUACAAUACUCUACGUUAGUCGGAAAGGAUUACUUUUCCACUUCCAAAUCCGAAGAUCAAUGGCCAAAGGGAAACCAAGUCGUCUCUAUAAUCCAAGACUGGCUGGUAGCUAUUGACCCAAUAGCACAAUUCUCACUGCUUAAAAAACUACUAGAAGAUCGCACAAAACAACAUCAACAGCAUCAAGUUGAUAAGUUAGUGAAAGAAACCCUUGUUCGAUUUCUAGAUCGAAAAACACAACAGCAGCACAUUGAAACAGCACAUUGGAGUCUGAAACAACUCAACGACGCUAUGGAUAGAGUCGCUAGUCAACGCUUGAUGGACUUGGAUCUAUGUCUACUCCUGGAUGCUUUAGACGAGCAUGAUGGGCCGCCUGAAGUUAUUUCUCAAUUCAUCAAGAGAUUCACCACCGCUGAGGGAAGUCAAACAAGAAUGAAGAUGCUUUUCUCGAGUCGACCUUGGCAGCCAUUUAUUGAUGCCUUUGGGCAAAAUUCUGGUUUUCAAAUACAUGACUUUACCGAGAACGACAUCCGCGAGCUUUGCCUGCAAAAGGCAAUAUCUGAUAAACCAGGUUCGGCAGAAGUACUAGAGUUGACUGAGCAAAUCGUUAAACAGGCUAGGGGUGUCUUUCUGUGGGUCAAGCUGGUGCUAAGUGAUCUUUUGGAGAAUGCUGCCAGGUUGGCUGUCUCUGGCUACAGUACAGAGCAACUCCAUGCGGCGCUCAUUGACAUUUUGAACUCCUUGCCCAAUGAUUUAGAGCAAUACUACAAGCUUAUCAUCACCAGAAUACCCUCUUCAUACCGCUGGGAAGCCUAUUGUUUGCUCGAGGUCAUCAGCAAAUCAACGGAAGCAAUAUUUCUUUCCCAAGUCUCUGAUAUUCUAGCAUGUGCCAAAGCAAAUAGCGUGGACGAUCUUUUUGCAUUAAAAGCCAGGUCUGAGGAUGCCGCUCACAGAUAUUCCAACGAAGAACUCCGGGCUCACUCAGGCGGUUUGGUUGAGGCUGUCCAUUCAAACCAGCUCCAGUUGCUUCACCAGACCCUUAUCGAAUUCGUUCAGCUCCCCGAAUUUAAAAACGUCGUUCUCCAAGACAGGUAUCGAAUUACGAAGGAGAAUGGUUAUUCAAUACUUAUGAAGUAUGCGAUUUUUAGAGAAAAUCUGCUACGUAAUGAACUUCACGAUUCACAUUCACCGGUGAUGACAGUGAGCAGUAAAGUCAUCCAUUACGCACGGGAGGCAGAGUCUACUACAGGGAAAAGCGCAUUUGCCUUGUUCAAAAAUGUGAUCUGGGAGCCGCCAGAAAAAGACAAUUUUCUUCCGAAAUUAUCGAAUCAGAAAUACACAAACCUGGAGAUCGCCCUAGCUUACGGGUUAAAAUUACUUUUUCACGAUGUCUUGAAGCAUGAUGCUCAUGCUCAUCCUGACAGAGCUCCGCUAAUAUUUCUUCUUUUGCGAAACAUGAUUCAAUGUGGAAGAAUCGACGGUGCUAGCGCUCUCAAUGCGCUUCAAGACAUGGUGGCUCAGGGAUUCCAAAUCCACAAAACACAUGUAGGCUUCCUGACGAUGAUUAACCAUCUACAUUACAAAACAUCUCGGGUGGCCAUAGAAGGCGUUGUAUCGGACAUGGGGGUUAUACCCGUGAUAGACUUCAGUCAGGAGGUACUAGACACGUUCUUCGAACCAAAGUUCAGCUUUGCCAUCCACAUGGGCGGGUUUGCGAUUAACGAGGUUGCCGAUUUCAGGACGUCUAUGAGAACUAUUGGCAUAAAAGAUACUGCCCAAGCCAUUCACAUCUCUAGCCAUUGUGAGAUUACAAGAUACCUUGUAGAGAACGGCGCAAAUCCUAAUGAAAUGACUACGGAAAGACUAACACCAAUCGACUGCUGGGUGAGAAACAUUUCAGAGCAUGGCUUCUCUCGUGGUUCUCGCAAUAUCGUGUCGGCCAUUACGGUUCUAAUCAAGCAUGGAGGGCGCUUAAAUGUGUGUACCCGACAGGAAUGGGACAAGUUGGUACAAUCUCUAAAUGCGACGCACUUCAGCACUCCAUCAUUCCCAGGAUGGCUUGACAAGGCACCCGAUGCGGAUCGAGGGAUCGAUGUCGACACAAAAGAUGUCAAACGGCGUUCUGGGAACAUUUCGAAAUUAUGGAAGCGCAAAUGA
Trichoderma asperellum CBS 433.97 is the source of this 4359-nucleotide messenger RNA. RefSeq lists its product as uncharacterized. The record is from RefSeq and is a predicted model, not a curated record. NCBI's taxonomy places the organism in Eukaryota, Fungi, Ascomycota, Sordariomycetes, Hypocreales, Hypocreaceae.